AUGAUCCUUGCGCUACUAGAUGACAUCAAGGAUGACAUUGAGCCUGCCACCCAGAGAUCCCAUGCUUUACCUGGCAUUGUCAAAUUAGUGUCUACUAGUGAUGCGCGGAUGGGCUCUGACGGCACCCGAAUCCCAGUCAUAACUUCAUAUGUAUUAUGUGUCUUUGUUGCCUGUUUAUCCGUUCUUAUAAUGUCUGGAAACCUUCUGGUAAUAAUCUCUAUCAUAUACUUCAAACAGCUCCACACUCCUACAAACUACCUCAUCCUCUCUCUGGCUGUGGCUGACCUGCUUGUUGGUGUUGUAGUUAUGCCUUUUAGCACAAUACUGGCUGUAAGCUCAUGUUGGCAUCUUGAAGGUUUGCUCUAUAGAUACUAUGCAGUGUGUCAGCCUCUGAGGUACAGAACUAAAAUAACUGUCCAUGUUAUUGUGAUCAUGAUCCUAGUGAGCUGGACUGUUUCUGCUCUAAAUGGAAUUGGCCUCACAAUUCGAGGACUGAAUGAAGAACAAUCUAACAAGUGUGUUUUAUUUCAGCGUCUCACAAGUCUAGGAAUUAUGGGAACCUUUUUUGCUUAUUACCUCCCAGGUACUGUAAUGUUCAUCAUCUACCUAAAGAUCUUGAUGGUGUCACAGAGACAGCAGCAUCCAGAACACAAUCUUAAGAUGGAGAGAAAGGCCACCAAAACUCUGGCUAUUGUUAUGGGAGUUUUUCUCAUCUGUUGGACUCCUUUCUUUCUUUCUUUCACCGUUUACCCUUUGAGUAAUUACACAAUACCAGUUUCUGUGAUUGCAUCAUUUAAAUGGCUUGGAUGGUCAAAUUCAAUGCUCAAUCCAUUUGUCUAUGGUUUCUUUUACACCUGGUUUCAAACAUCUUUCAAAAUGAUAAUUUCUGGGAAAAUAUUUCAAGGAGCGGAGAGAAGUGGAGAGGACCACGGAGGUAAGGCGGGGCGGGCCGACACUGUGUAUCCCAGUACGGGUGCUCAAGUGUGGGUGACAGGAGGAGCGCGGAAGAGGAGCGCGGACAUCAAAUAG
Molecule: messenger RNA, 1029 nt
Organism: Epinephelus fuscoguttatus (brown-marbled grouper)
Lineage: Eukaryota; Metazoa; Chordata; Actinopteri; Perciformes; Serranidae
Product: trace amine-associated receptor 1-like
Exons: 5
Coding region: 1-1029 (342 amino acids)
Biological process (GO): G protein-coupled receptor signaling pathway, coupled to cyclic nucleotide second messenger; chemical synaptic transmission
Cellular component (GO): dendrite; membrane
Molecular function (GO): G protein-coupled serotonin receptor activity; neurotransmitter receptor activity
Source: RefSeq, a predicted model, not a curated record